Calidris pugnax (ruff) is the source of this 3918-nucleotide messenger RNA. RefSeq names its product parvin gamma (gene PARVG). The record is from RefSeq and is a predicted model, not a curated record. Lineage: Eukaryota; Metazoa; Chordata; Aves; Charadriiformes; Scolopacidae. Bases 317 to 1285 code for a protein of 322 amino acids. Gene Ontology annotation, cellular component: focal adhesion; cytoplasm; actin cytoskeleton. Gene Ontology annotation, biological process: substrate adhesion-dependent cell spreading; establishment or maintenance of cell polarity; cell projection assembly. The transcript is spliced from 14 exons. Gene Ontology annotation, molecular function: actin binding.
GCUAACUAGCUCUCUGAGGACAAACGGGUUAAUCUCCUUCUGCCUAACUUUCUCCUUCUACCAGGGCCCAAGCAGAUAGACAAUGUGAGUUCCGGAUACGACUCUGGUUUCGUUUUUAAGAGCAGUCGGUGCCGCCGCGCGACUUCCCCCUCUGGUACUCGGCCUGUUCGGCCUGCCUGCUGCCCUGCCUGCUCCGAGCCUGGGGGGUCAGACCCCUCUCCCCAUCAACUUCUUCACGCCUGCUGGGAGAAGGUCUUGGAAGAGCUUCUGGAGAUUUACUGAAGGAGAGAAUACUUACCAGGAGUGAGAAAAGACAAUGGAUCCAGACUUUUUAAAUGCGUUUACACAGGCUGCUGCAGUUAAUCAACUCCUACCUGAGAAUGCCAUCCCUCAAGGUGAAAAGAGAAAACUCAUAAAACCGACUGCAAGGAAUAAUCCCAAAUUGGAAGAAUUAAAACUGUUAUUGAUUGACUGGAUUAACGCAACGCUGAAGGAGGAACACAUAGUAGUUAAAAGUCUGGAAGAAGAUCUGUAUGAUGGGCUGGUACUUCAUCAUCUCUUGGAAAACCUAGGAUCUCUCAAGCUGGAUGUUGACAAGAUCGCAUUGACAGAAAAAAAACAGCGACAGAAACUCUCUGUGAUUCUGGAAGCUGUGGCAAAGUGUUUGCAACUGGAAGAAAGUCAGCUGAAAUGGAGUGUGGAAUCUAUUUUGACCAAGGACUUGCUGAGCACACUGCAUCUUCUGGUUGCAAUAGCAAAGCACUUCGAACCCAGCCUGGCCAUGCCUUCAAAUGUUCAAGUGGAAACAAUCACCAUUGAGAACACCUCCCGAGGAUUAAAGACGACAAAUGCAGUGGAAUAUAUCACAGAAAACAAAGAGAAUUUAGAAGCGCAGCCAAAAGAUGAUGCCUUUGAUGAAUUAUUUAGCCGUGCUCCAGAUAAACUGGAUGCUGUAAAAAAGGUAUUUUUGCAAUUUGUCAACCAGCAUGUUGGAAAAUUGGGAUUAAACGUGAAAGACAUCGAAUCUCAGUUUGCAGAUGGAGUUAUCUUGCUUCUGUUAAUUGGACAACUGGAGGGUUACUUUCUGAAUUUAAGGGAUUUCUUCCUGACUCCAGCCAGCACCACGGAGAUGCUUCACAACGUUAACCUUGCAUUGGACUUGCUGACAGAUGGAGGCCUUCUGAAUUUUUCUGUGAACUCUGAAGAUAUUGUGAAUGGAGAUAUGAAGACUACGAUGCGGAUUCUCUAUUGCUUGUAUUCCAAAUACAAGACCAAAGAAACAUGAAGAGCAAGGCCAAGAGCUUGAGCUUUUUUCCCCCCCUUUUUUUUUUUUUUCUUUUCUUUUUUUCCUAACAUCUCGUGGUCUGAUUUUUGAAUUCCCAGCUCUGUUUGCCACUGUUUAUGUACACGCACUUGUGUUUGACCCCCGGGUAUAUUAAUAUUGUAUAUGCAAGUAUGUAUACAUGCAAGGUUUCACAUAUACAGGCUGAGUAACUGUAGGUGUGUGUAUGUCCAGGAUCAACGUACUGUGUUGUUCUGUGGCUGGAGCUCUUGCUCCAGCCCUGUCUCUUGCUUUCUCUGAGUCCCCCUAGUGCUGCAAAGAAGUGCAAUAUGUGGUUUUUUUUCUAGACUCUGCAUUCUGGAGGUGAAUUUGGAAGCUGCUUUUGCAGCCUCCUCACUUUCCCGCUUCUGAGUUACUCUGGAAACUGGAGAGGUGAAAGACCCACCACGGCAUCCCUGGGGAAGAUGGCAGACACACUUGAAGUUCAAAACCUCCUUUAGACAAGCGGCCAGCUGUUGUCAGGAAAGAGGGUAUGGAUUGGACACCAAAUGAAUAGGUAGCAGAAAUGAAAUCUGAACUGAUCAAGUGUUUGGUAAAAGUUUCACCCUUUUCCUGCUUGAGUAUGGAAAAGGGACUUGGAACAACGUGGUGGCGUGAGACUGUGUCGUAACAGAGGGGUGUCCUGCACAGCUGUAGAAAGAUGCUCUGGUUUCCUUGCUAAGCUAAUGCCAAACUGUGGCCAGCUCCAGCCUGGUGCAGCCCUGAUGUAAUCUCUGACUAGAGGGAAUGCCAAUUCCUGUGUCAAGCAUAUUGUAGGAGUGACUGACACGACCAUGCUUUUACCUCCAGUAAGAGGUGGACAGAUGCUGGCUUCUUCUGCAGCUGGUAGAAGUAGAGACCGUCACGGGCAGGAGUAGUGAAACACUCAGCUUCUGCCACUCCUGUCAGCAUACUCGUGCUGCGGGGACUCUCACACUCCUCUGAGACUCUCUUAGCUGAAUUUGUCCCAUGACUGUCCCCAAGCAUCCCAGAAGCUCCCUCUGGAUGCAGCGAGGCUGGCCACAAUUUAUGUUAGCCCUCACCCUUGGUCUUACUCAGGGGUUUUAAAUCAGAACUUCUUCAAACCCUCCACCUACUCCCUUGACCCUAAAAUUAUGUCAUAUUUGUGUUGCAUAAAGCUUGAGAUCUAAUUAAAAAAAAAAAAAAAAGUUUUUAUAUUAUUUUGUCUUCCAUCUAAAGUGAUUUAAUUUCCUGCCAUGGGUGACUCUGACAUUUGAUCUCUGAUCUGAUGCCUCCUCUGGGUGUUCAGGGGAAACCGAAGCUCGCCCAGUAUGAGUGCUGACAUUUACAGAUGAGAAUUUGUUGUGUCUAGUUCUGGAUCGUACAGCCUAAGAAAGAUCUUUAGAUAGCAAUGCUGAUAAGUCUUCCAGUCCUGCCUUUGAAAUUGGUAAUACUGCACAGCUGUAGGAGCUGCUGGAGGAAAGAGUUCUGCAAACUGCCCUGAGCCUAGUCCUUUUUGCACCAAUAAUUACCUUGCUGUGUUUUUACAGAGAAAAAUCCAAUGUGUGGUGCCAAUGAGCUACAAGAAGAUCAGCUUGCUUCCAUAGCAAGUGUUAGUUGUGUGUGCUGUUUUGAGUGAUUUAAGUAAAGAACACUUAUUUUUUCUUAUGCAGGUCUCCAUAGGUAUCUUGCUUUAUUCCUUAAUGGGCUUCAAACAAUCAACUGGGAGACCUGAGAAGUUUGUUCUUGCUUCAGAAAUCCCUGCUGCCCUUGGUGUAACGUGGCAAGCAGAUUGUAGAAUGAAUUGUUAUUGAGCAGAUAAAAUGGGGAUGUGGCUUGUGGAGAGCAGGGGAAGAGGGGGCAGGAGGGUGUUUGGUGGUGAUACAGAAGCAGCAUGGCCUUUUCCACCUAGGAAGCCAACCUGAAUCUUCUCUCCCAUGCUGGUGACCAAAAGUCAUUUCAAGUGCAUGGCAUGACUUUGGGCAUAACCUAGAGGCUAUGAAGAAGUCAGUGGUGGGGAGAUUAGCUGGUGCUGUCCUGGUUAGAUGGUUGUUACUGCUCAAGGAAACAGUUGGAUUUUUCGCUGCGUGUUCUGAAUUUUGUGGUCCACUCCUCAGCAUAAGUAAAUCCAGUGCUUGUACUUCUGCAGAUUUCUGGCAGGGGAACUCUAGCUCUUGAUAUUUACUAAAAGAAAGGGUCAUAUUCCCUUCCCAACACCAGCUUGCCUAAACCUGUUAUGAACAAGUCAUUCUUGAAACUGUACAGGGAAAAAAAAAUGACAGCUAAUGUGCUUGAAUCAAAAACAUAUUGAGAAUAAAAAUGUUUUUUUAUGUUGCGAGCCAAUUUAUUACAUGCUUGAUGUCUCUGAACACUUUGAUAAAGAGCCUGUGUUUGAUUCCGAAAACAUGGUACAGAAUUUUACCAAUCCAUCAUACAGACACUCACUCCAUAAAUUGGUGUAGAAUACACAAGUGCAGUAUUUACAUUUGAGAUGUAGUCACAGACUUGGCAUAGCUUUCAUAGUAAAUAUAAAGUGACAGCUAAAAAGAAUAUUCCAACAAUAUGAAACUGAGGAAGAAAGAAAUGGAUAUUAUUGUUUUCAGAUGUUACUUUUGCCUUACAUAAUAAUAACCUGU